Toxoplasma gondii ME49 is the source of this 3980-nucleotide messenger RNA. RefSeq lists its product as hypothetical. The record is from RefSeq and is a predicted model, not a curated record. Bases 1058 to 3028 code for a protein of 656 amino acids. NCBI's taxonomy places the organism in Eukaryota, Apicomplexa, Conoidasida, Eucoccidiorida, Sarcocystidae. The transcript is spliced from 7 exons.
CAGGCCUGCAUAUGCAGAAGUUUUCCGGGAAUCUUCGUCUUCUUUCUCCCGUCGAUCGGGGUGUUGUCCUCCUUCCUGGUCUCUCUAACAGGCCUCUGACCUGCCUCGCCCUCGUUCUCCGUCGUUCUCAAUAUCGUCGACCAGGUCUGUCUUGUGCCGACGAAAGGAGCGUCUCCUUCUAGAAAGAUGAAGCGAGCUGUUUCAUUCAAUGUUUGUUUUCUUUCUCUCCUUCCGAGUCUCUCUUCCCCUGAGUGAGUCUCUUGACACCUCCCCCCGGCACCGCUCGCAACCAACUUCUUGUCUCUCUCUUUCCUCUCUCGUCUCGGCGGUCCUGUGUCGACUUCUCGUCUCUCCUCAGUCUUCUCCCAUCCUCAGCAGAGCCAUCGCUCUACCCUUGUGCCUCUCUCUCUUUGUGCCUCUCUCUCUUUGUGCCUCUCUCUCUCUACCUCUGGAUCUUCUCUCUCUAUCUCUGGAUCUUCUCUCUCUAUCUCUGGAUCUUCUCUCUCUAUCUCUGGAUCUUUUCCCUCUAUCUCUGGAUCUUUUCCCUCUAUCUCUGGAUCUUUUCCCUCUGUCUCUGGAUCUUUUCUCUCUACCCCUGGAUCUUUUCUCUCUACCUGUGGAUCUUCUCCCUCUACUAUCUCUUGGUCUUCUCUCGCUACCUCUUGACCGUCUCUCUCUCUUCCUCUUGUUCUUCUGCAUCCACCUGUCUUUUUUUUCUCUCUGUCUCUCCAUUUGCUUGCGGCCCCUCUCCCCCCAGACUUUGUGCCUCGGGAUUUCGUAAAACGUCCCCACAGAUCUUCACUUCUUCGGAUCCACAUACUUCGUCGCCUUGUCCUUUUUGCAGCCUUGACGAUUUCCUCCCACUGCAUUUGUGUCUCUCCGGUCUUCCCCUGUUCCUCUCCUUUUCUUUUCUUCGUUCUUCUCGCCUGCUCCCCUUCUUCAUCUCUUUCUGCAUCUCUUUCUUCCGUCCGUGGUUCUCUUCGUUUCGCCUUCUUCUUUCGUUUUUCCCCUCGUUUCCCCCGUUUCUAUGUGCGGCUCUCUCUGGUGCUGUUGAAAGAUGUCCAGACGACUCGGCCUCCUCCUCGAAAUCAGAGGGCAGCAGCGCUGCUCUUCAGAAGCUCUUCGUCGCCGGACUGGGUUCCCUCUUUCUUCUCCUUCUCGACUUCAGCUGUCUCCACCUUCUCCCCAAGAUACUCGCCUCCCCUGCUGGCGCCUCGCCUCUCUAGCGACUGUGUGGGGUGUCUCCCCACAUGCGGCGGUCGGAGCCGGGAGCUGGCGGGAGCAGACCCUGCAUCGCGAGAGAGCGAAGGGCGCGUCUUCCAGGAGGCUCCGAGAAAGCGUUGAAGAGGCAGCGGAAGAGAACUCUCCAGAAGUCUCUUUGCCGCGCAUGCAGACGCGUGUGUCUCCUUCCGCCAAUCCUUCGUCGCCUCUCUGUCCGCCUGCAAGAGAGAGGCUCGAAGACGUUUUUCGCAGUGCCUCCCCCCAGUCUCCUUCUGUCUGCCGUCUCUCUUCCUCGCUCUCUGCGUCUUUCUCUCCCUGUUUCGCUCCCUUCCGCUCUCGUCCUGUUUCUCGUUCGUUUUCGUCGUUUUCGUCGCAACGACGUUCUCUCUCUUCUGCCGGGGUCGUCGCGGCUCUGACCGCGGGUGCUUCUCCAUGCGCAGCCGCUUGCCUUCCAGGACGCGAACCGCAUGGUGCCUCUGUCGCCUUUUUCUCGCUCUCGAGGCGGACGCUGGCGCCGCAGUGGUUCUCCGCGGUGUUGGGGAAGCUCCAGGGCGUCGUGCAGAGGUCGGACGCCGCGAGGCAAAGCGUCCAUCAAGGCGCAACUGCAGCGGCAGACUCGAUGCGCGAGCUCGGCCUCCUCGGCGCCGCCAGCGCCAUCGAGCAGAAGGCCUCGGCGUUCUUUUCGCGGCUGACAGAUGUGCAGCAGCGGCAGCUGGAGAAGCAAGGCCUUCUCGCAAGUCGCUUCUACCGCUUUCUGGUGAUUUCUUUGAUGGAGAAAGAGGGAACAUUCACAUACUACGACUUCUAUGUGUGGCGAAAGGGCUGUUUGGCCUACCUGAAGGCUGCUGAAGAAGAAAUGCAGGGAAUCGUCGGAAAGUCAGCCAGGAAGCUGGCCGAUCUCGGAUGGGAGAAACUCCGGCCUUCGACCUCUCCAGAGUUCAAGGAGAUGGAGCUGCACUUGAAAAUUCUCUCGCACUUUACUCCCGAAGAACUGUCGAGAGACACCGCAGAACAAUUCACUUCUGCGGCGAUCAAAAACAUCGCCAAGGCCGCCGAAACGUCUGUGAAGAAUGUGAAGAACGUCCUCCUCGGUCACGCCAUUGCUCUCACAGAUCGAACUUGGUACAUGCGUCUGAUGGAGAUGCAAAGGCCCAUCCCUCAGAGUGUAGAAGACUACCUCUUGCUUGCGGAGACAGAUCGCCCCUACAUGAUUCGCCUGCCGUAUGGAGAGAAGUUUUACAACUACGAGCUGGAGGAAGCGCUCGCGAAGAAACGCGCGUCUGAGCGGCACAAGUCCCAGAGAGACGUUCCUCGUCUCGGCCGAAAGCAGCACCGCAUUCGUCGAUUGUUUGUUCCAAACGCUCGAGUGGCCUUCGACCGUUGGGCGCGGAUUCCUCACGCGCGUCUGGACGCCUACGGCAACUUCCUUUACCGCUUGAACCAGCCGGCGAAGGGCGCAGCUGCGGUUGCGCGCGCGGCUGAGCGGGAGAAGCUCCGCGUAGAGAUGUCGGAAAAUGCAGAGUUCUACUCCGACGCGGCUCUCUCUGCAAGUCGCAUCACCCUCAACAACUUGCCUCCAGGGGCCUUUCGGCGACGCACCGGCAUGCAGAGAAAGAGUGGAGAGAUUCAUCACGUCGCGCCUCCCAGAGAUCCCGUGCUGCGCGAGCUCUUCGCCGCCGCCAUUCAGCGCGAAAAAGACGAGAAACGAAACAGGGAACGUCGAGCGCAGGAGGACGCAGCAGCCGCGGAGAAGAAGGACGCAAACGCGCCGCAGACGCCCUGGGGAACGCACUCGAUAUGGGGGUGAAGCAGUCGACAGCUUCUUCGACCGAGUGCAGAGCGGGAGAGACGCUUCGGAGGCACGGUCACCACGCGGGUGCAGGUGCAGGAGGCAUUUGCGACCGGUUUUGUUCCACUCGGAAGUGAUCAGCGAUGCGGAACUCUGUAGCUCAAAUCGGAGAAACUCAGAAGUCUUUCAGUGCGCAUCCGGCACACACAUGCCCCGCGCUCUCCGCGAGCUUCCGGGUCAAGGUGUUGGUUGCUGCUUCACGUUUCACAGUUUCGAGCGCCGUCGUUCUUCAUAGCCGUAGACAUGCACGACUGACGCGGGGACUCGUGAGGUUCUGGGGUGCGAGAGACAUUUCCCUCACUACAAAGCCUCCCUUCUUCAGCACCAUCUGUUGGGGGCCGAAUCAACGCGUCCAUCUUCAACUUUUCCUGUCGCUCUUCCCUGAAAUGCUCUCCCAGUUCAUUGGCUUCUGCACUGUCUUCUGCUCCCUCGCUGUAGAGGCCGCUUUCUCGCACUCUGACUUCCUUGUCUCUGUGUCCGGUAGCUCGGAAAAAGGGCAGAGGUCCUACGCAUGCCCAGCAGCGAUUCGACGCCAGAAGGGAGGUUGAGCUGACACGCAAGAGAACGUGGACUCGGGAACAGAGACCUCAAGUCAACGACUCUUUGGUGCCUUGCUUUUGGACCGGUUCUGCGCCCGGAAGGAACCGACACUGUUAAUCGCUGAAAGCCGUCUGAGAUAGCUCGAGGACCGGGAGAUCACGCUAACAACGCGGAUCUUCGACUCGGUAAAAACGAGUAGUCCGACUCUAGAACGCUUUCCUUGCAGUCGGCGACGGGAGAGAAGCCUUUCGGAGAAACGGUCCCCGAGAGAAAAUCACAGCGUGCAGCAAGAGAUACUUCAUGCUUCUCGGUUCGUCCACGAAGACGUCUAGCUAUUUGUGGAGAAGCGGCCUGUGCAGUGGCAGCGAGG